AUGAAGGUCACAGCCCUCGCCCUCGCUUUCCUUACCUCGACUGCCUUCGCUCUAGACCCUACAGUCGCCCGUCGCGACCCUGCCGCUGAGAUGGAGAAACGCGCCGUCGUCGGCGCAACAGUCCUUGUAGACGGUCUACGUUACCGUACAUGCCCGAAGACGAGCUGCACAGCUCCGGGCCAGUACGCCAAAGGUACCAAGAUCAAGUUGAGCUGCUAUACCAGGACGGAUACGACUACCGUAAAUGGCGACAAGGGCUGGGCCAAGGUCUCCGGUGGCGUUGGUAAUGGAAGAUGGGUUGCAAUGGCUAAGGGUACUUAUGUGACGUGGGAUGCGCCAUUGAAUGCUUGCUGA
Molecule: messenger RNA, 354 nt
Organism: Alternaria atra
Lineage: Eukaryota; Fungi; Ascomycota; Dothideomycetes; Pleosporales; Pleosporaceae
Exons: 3
Coding region: 1-354 (117 amino acids)
Source: RefSeq, a predicted model, not a curated record